CUACAAAUAACCAGAGGAUUAAUUAAGUACCCAUAAAUAAUUCUACUCCAACAUGGGUUUAACUUAACCAGCUUAAGUAAUUAAUUAGUUGGUUAGUUAAUAGAUCAAAAUGUGAAGGAGGGGAAGGAAGCAGUCGGUGGAGCACCACCACCACUAGCAGCUUGUUAAAGAAAGGAAGAAGCAUCAAUGCGGUGCUUCGGGAUUCGGAAAGAUGACUUGUCGGCGUAGUGAUGCCUUGCUACUCUGGGGGGAAAGGAAAACAGUUAACAAUGGUGGAAUUCAGUAAUUCUUUACCAAAUUAGAGUGUCUUUCAGUUGAGCAAAGCGACAGCGAAAUGAAGGAUGUGAUACGGAAGCUCAGGCCUCGUCUCCUCUCAUGGCUCCACAGAUCCGGCUCUGCAGGUCGGAUUGCCCUGUUUGUGAGGCGAUUCUCGUACAAGGAAGUGAAGAAGGCGACGGAUGAGUUUCGGAGGGUGAUGUACAGCAACCCAGAUGGCGUUUCAGCUUACAAGGCCAAGCUUGAGGAUGGGGAGGUCGUGCUGGUGAAAGAAGUGAAGUUUCUUGAUCAUGAGGAGAAUAGUAGCGAUGGUGAAUUUUACAGACAAGUUCAGCUCCUGGCUCGCCUCCAUCACCGCCAUCUUCUUGCUGUUAGAGGCUUCUCCGCGGGGCGCAAGAGGUACCUGGUGUUUGAUAAUAUAGAGAAUGGAAGCUUGAAGGAGCAUCUUGAUGAUCCUCUCAGGACUCCCUUGGAUUGGAGGACAAGGUUGCAAAUAGCCAUUGGCGUUGCAGCAGCAUUGGAGUAUCUGCUGCAUUUCAGUGAUCCACCAAUGUACAGUGUAUCUAUCAGCUCCAGCAACAUCAUGCUCGACCAGAACUUCAACGUUAAGGUUGCUGACAUCUCCGUCCAUACUUCUUCAACAAAUAGCUCGGCUUUAAUCCUCCAGAGUUCCGACUCCGAAGGUUCUGACGAGUUGCAGCAUGAAAACAUAAUCUUUCAGCUAGGGUUGCUGAUCCUGGAGCUGGUCACCGGACAGUCAUCAGUAAAAGGGUGCACGGAUUUGGUUCAGUGGAUUCAAGAGUGCAGUUCCAGCAGCUCAUUUCACAGGAUGAUAGAUCCCGAUCUAGGAGACCGUUACGACUCCAGUGAGCUGAGAAAGCUUCUGGCUGUAGCUAGAGUAUGCAUUAGAUCUCGAUACGAACCUAAAUUUUCUAUUCAGCAGAUAUUCAGGUACCUUCAGAAGAAGGUUGAAAACCCAUAUGAAUUGACAUAUGAAUAAAAUCUCUUCUUCUACUACUUGCUAGCCAUUAUCAUAGAAUGAAAACAAACGUUAAGAGAAAUGAUAGCGUCAUGUCAUUUAACUUAACAGAAGGUACAAUUGAUUAGCAGCAUAUCAAGUCCCAAAAACUUCCUCACAGACGCUAUAUAGAAAGACUACACCAUAAAGAAGACACAAUCAAGACUGAAAUUCAAUUCAAAUAGCCAGCGAAAGCUUCAGGGUCUACUGCUGAGCACACUGCACCCUCUGAGCACCACCUGGCAUCUCAUCAUCUUCAUCAUAUGCCUCAUUCUGAGCCUGCUGCUUCCUCCUCAUCUCUUCUUCGAUGUUGACAUCAUGCAAAGUGGUUUCUUCACACUCAUCAAGCUCCAUCUCAGUCAAGCCACUCGGAUUCUUUGGGGGCAGAACAGCCUCAAGUGACUUCACUUGAUCUGGAGUUAAGGAAUCAGGGAAAUCAACGGUGAAGUGGAUGUAAAGCUUGCCCUUCAAGAAUGGCUUCCGGUACAUUGGCAUUCCCUCAUCGUUGACAGCCUUGAAAGAAUCUGAAAAUGUACAGAAAUUCAAUGUUAAGAAGCUUAACACAACUGUCUCACAAAGAGGAACAUGAUAUUACAUAUGUUCUUGACACUCACCAGGCUUAACGACUUCCCCAGGAAGUGAUUUUAUCAGGAGCUGCCUGCCAUCCAAGUGUGUAAUAACAAAUUGGAAUCCACACAGGGCUUCGGUGAGGGAUAGUGUGUGUUCCACAAACAAGUCAUCCCCUUUUCGCUUGAACCUAGGGUGUUCCUUUUGCUGAAGGACAAAGACUAUAUCACCAGUGACAGUAUCAGGGGCUUCAUCAGCUUCGCCAGGGAAUGUGAUCUUCUGAUUAUUCUGCAUCCCCUUCUCCACUACCACUUCCAGCACCUUCUUCUCAGGGACAACUUUCUCACCCUUGCACUGAGGGCAGCGGUCCUUGUCACUAAUAGAUUCACCAGUUCCUCUGCAUUCAUUGCAAGCAUGCUGCAUCUGCUGGAUCAUUCCUGGACCUAGUUGCCUAAUUGAUACCUUCAUACCGCUUCCUUGGCAACCAGAGCAUUUCAUUGAAGCUCCAGACUUUGACCCCUUGCUGCAUCAUACUUGGAGCAUAUCACAUUCCUGGACAAGGAAAGCUUCUUGGAUCUCCCAAGGUAGAGAUCCUCCAAGGUAACUUUCAAUGGAUGAACAACAUCCUCUCCCUUCCUCUGCCUCCUUCCCCUACUGCUGCCACCUCCAAAACCACCACCUCCAAAGAAAGACUCAAAGAUGUCAAAGGGGUUAUGGCCGCCGCCACCACCACCACCCAUUCCUUCCUUGA
Linum tenue is the source of this 2612-nucleotide messenger RNA. Lineage: Eukaryota; Viridiplantae; Streptophyta; Magnoliopsida; Malpighiales; Linaceae. The record is from the annotation of a GenBank genome assembly.